ACGGAAAUAGUCUUAUGGCAGACGACACAAUGGAUAGUGGGAAGCAAUAUCGUCUUUCACGUCUUCACAGAAUAAGUGAAUCUUCAAAGGUGUAUCGAUGGGCAGACCAGGCUAACUACAUUCUUCAAGGUUUAAAUGAGCAAAGACAGCAUGGCCGGCUGUGUGAUGUCGUUCUGGUGGCCGAUGACCAGCGGAUCCCUGCACAUCGGGCUUUGCUUGCAGUAUCCAGUCCCUACUUCCAGGCGAUGUUCACCUUGGGGAUGCGAGAGGAGCAUGAGGCAGAAGUAGAGCUUGUGGGAGCCUCGUAUGUUGGAGUUAAAGCAGUAGUAGACUUCCUGUACAGUGGCGAGUUACCUCUAGAUGGUGGAAACAUCGACUACGUCCUGGAAACCGCUCACUUGCUGCAGGUGUGGCAAGCUGUGGAUUUCUGUUGUCAGUACCUGGAAAAAGAGGUACGUGAGGACAGUUACUUGUACCUGCAGGAGCUUGCCUUCCUCUACAGCCUGGACCGGCUGGACGCCUUCAUAGACUGCUUCAUUCUGGAGCAUUUUGCCACGCUGUCCAACACAUCCGAGUUCCUCCAAGAUGUGCGGAUGCCCAAGCUUUGUGCUUACCUUGCAGAUGAGCAGGUGCAGCACGAGAACGAGCAAGCUCUUCUGCAGGUCGCCGUGCAGUGGUUGAGUCAAAGACCCGAACGUCUUGCGUUUGCCCAGGAGCUCCUCUCCAACAUUCGUUUUGCUCUCAUUCCACCGGAUGACCUCAUAGGGCGUGUAUUGCCGGCCAUACGUUCCCUGCUGCCUCCAGACACAGGAUGUGAGGCGCUAGUGGAGGAGGCUGUGGGCUACCACACGAGAGUCAGCGCCCAACCUGUACUGCAGACAACACGCACAUGCCUUCGAGGAGGUGUGGAGCGUCUGCUGUUGGUGGGAGGGGAGGUGUCUGAACGUGGAGAGGAGUUGAGUGCUGAGGUGUGCUGGCUGGAUGAAGAAGAAGGGAAGUGGGUCGUCGAGACUCUGCUGCCAGCUCAGAGGAGUCACCACUGUGUUGCUGUUUUGGGGGGAUUUAUCUUCACCGCAGGUGGGAGCUCCUCACGGGACAACGGGGGAGAUUCUGCAAGCAACUUGCUGUACCGAUAUGACCCCCGAAGCAACUUGUGGAUUAAGAUCCUUUUGAAAAGAGGUCAGCAGGAGAUACUGUGA
Messenger RNA from Sinocyclocheilus grahami, 1199 nucleotides. Its product is annotated as kelch-like protein 36. Gene Ontology annotation, molecular function: cullin family protein binding. The coding region runs from base 15 to 1199 and encodes 394 amino acids. The transcript is spliced from 4 exons. NCBI's taxonomy places the organism in Eukaryota, Metazoa, Chordata, Actinopteri, Cypriniformes, Cyprinidae. The record is from RefSeq and is a predicted model, not a curated record.